Fundulus heteroclitus (mummichog) is the source of this 2684-nucleotide messenger RNA. RefSeq names its product RIC8 guanine nucleotide exchange factor A (gene ric8a). Gene Ontology annotation, molecular function: G-protein alpha-subunit binding; guanyl-nucleotide exchange factor activity. Gene Ontology annotation, biological process: G protein-coupled receptor signaling pathway. The record is from RefSeq and is a predicted model, not a curated record. The coding region runs from base 280 to 1959 and encodes 559 amino acids. Gene Ontology annotation, cellular component: cytoplasm; plasma membrane. The transcript is spliced from 14 exons. Lineage: Eukaryota; Metazoa; Chordata; Actinopteri; Cyprinodontiformes; Fundulidae.
AAUCCUAUUCCUUCUAAUCGCCUCCGCCCGGCUCUGGUGGAUGCAGGGAUCCAGACAUCAUCUUCGCUGUCAUUGGUCAGCGCUGACAGCCUGUGGUGUGUAUUAGAACCCUCAGCCUGACAGACCGAGCCAGACUGCAUCUGUCUCUGACGGCAACAUUGGGACACAGCGUCGGCAUGGAUUUACGCGUUGUUAUAGAGCAAAUGGAGACGGGAGAACAAGACAGGGCCCUGGCGGUGUUACAGAGCUUCAACACAGAGCUCUAUUUCUUUUUUGCAGAUGAGCCAGUGCUUCACAUUCAACAGAGAAGAGGCAAAGGAAAGAGAGCAUCUUGGGGAACUGUUGCUCGGUUUCCUCUGCAGGGAGCUGCAACCUUCCUGUCUGCUGGCAUGUCUAGAGACGAUUCGAAUCUUGACCAGAGACAAACAUUGUUUGGAUCCAUUCAUCAGCCACUCAGCAAUGCUCACACUUGCCCGCUAUGCUGGCAUUGCCAAUGUCCAUCUGGCCAAACCUGCCCAGGGUCCAUUUGAGGAGAGCAAAGUGGGUGUUGUGGGGAAGGAUGGGGAAGAGGCAGCAGAAGACUCACGUGCGCUGCUAAAGGAAUCUCCCUGUCCUUCAAAAAACCCCGAUCAAGAAGUAAUUGUUGAGGCUCUCAAGUCCAUCUGUAACAUCCUGCUCCAUAAUGAGAUCGGACAGGUCGUAGCAGCUGAUCUCCAUCUUAUUAAUGGUGUAGCGGAGAGGCUGAAGCAGUGCAAUCAUACCACCUGGAAUCAUCAGGUCCGUUUCUUUGAUCUGCGACUUACCUUCCUGCUGACUGCCCUGAGGGUGGAUGUCAGGGCACAGCUGGCCCAGGAGCUUCAUGGAAUCAAACUCUUAUGCAACCAGUUGGAAGCCACUCUGGGUCUCAGUUGGCCAGAUCCCCUGGUGACAGCCAGAGCAGGGUUUGAAGGUGUUCCACUUGAGGAACUGCCCCCACUGAGCAGGCAGCAGACAGAGUUAAUUAUGGAAAUACUGAAAAUACUUUUCAACAUCACAUUUGACACAAACCGACGCAAGGUUGAUGAGGAAGAUGCAGCGGAGUACAGACACUUGGGUGCUCUACUGAGACAUUGUUUGAUGAGCCGAGCAGAUGGAGAGGAGAGGACCGAGGAGUUCAACAGCCAUACUGUGAAUUUACUGGGGAAUCUGCCGUUGCUUUGCUUGGAUGUACUCUUGUUGCCAAAGGUGGAACACGGCUCCAUUGAGUACAUGGGGGUCAACAUGGAUGCUGUCAACAUGCUGCUGGAAUUCAUGGAGAAAAGACUUGACCAUGGCCAUAAGAUGAAAGAGACUCUUCUCCCAUGCCUGAACUUACUGACAGAGAGUUCCCGCAUACAUCGAGAGACCAGGAAAUUCCUCAGGUCAAAAGUGCUGCCCCCCCUUCGCGAUGUUAAAAACAGGCCAGAAGUGGGCAAUACUCUGAGGAAUAAAUUAGUCCGUCUUAUGACACACAUUGACACCAAUGUCAAGGAGUGUGCUGCUGAAUUCCUCUUUGUGCUCUGCAAGGAAAGUGUUUCAAGGUUCAUCAAGUACACUGGAUACGGUAACGCUGCUGGUUUGCUGGCUGCCAGGGGACUGCUCGGAGGGGGCAGAGACUCUGGGAUCUACUCUGAAGAUGAAGACUCUGAGACUGAAGAGUACAGAGAGGCAAAACCCCAUAUAAACCUGAUCACAGGUGUUGUAGAAAAGGAGCAGCCCAACCCCAUGGAGGGAAUGACAGAGGAGCAGAAGGAGUACGAGGCCAUGAAGCUGGUCAACAUGUUUGACAGACUGUCAAGGACCAAUUUCAUCCAGCCCAUGCAGCUUGGUUCAGAUGGAAAGAUGAGAGAGAUGACCAGAGAGGAUCUGAAUAAACUGGCCACUAAACCGUUGUUCCAGUCAGAAGAGCUAGCUGAUCCAGACAGUGACGAUGAAAGCUAGUGAACACACAAGCAUGACAGCAGAAUCUGAUUCAACCUUGGAGACAACACAGCAUAUUAUAAUCACAUUGUUUCACUUGCACCAUGCUGGUCCGCUGUGUUUAUUCUGAUUGGAGGAGAGAUAAAACAUUAGAGUUUAGUUUAGCAGAUGUCAGAAUGCAGCAUUGUGUGUAUAGCAGGAACCUGAAAGAAGCAGUUAUACACAAUGAAUCAAUAAUUUUAACCAGUAAUGAUAAUUUAAUAAUUAGCACUACUGUCCUAAGAGUACAUUUACGUUGUCCUACAAAUGUGAUUUAGUUUCAUCAUCAGUUGACUUCAGGCUUAAAACCAUCACUGACUGUUGAUUGUGAUUUUUUUUUUUUUUAUUCACAAAGAAAUAUUUUACAAAAUGUAGGGAUUUUACAAAAGACCACGUAUGAUCUUACUUUUAGAAAACAAUUUUGUUUUUAAAUACUUUUUAUUCCUGAUUUGAGAGUUAGCUUCCCUUUUGAAUUUGAAGUAAAAUAGAUGGUUGUUAUUUUUUAUUCCCAACAAAUAUUUUAUUUUGAGAAGUGAAGGACCCUUUACUGAUGGCUCGGCUUCUGUGUUAAACUUAACAUGGCAUAUUGUGCUAUGAAUAAAAUCUAUGAAAAAUGUAUGUCUGCUUCUUUGUAUUGUAAUUGAAUGUCUGUUUUUGACUGUAAAGUAUACCUACAUCUAAAUAAAUUCACCUUCUAUGGUCUCUUA